AUGAUACCGCUCUCUGUUGCUAGAGGUGCAUUCCCUCCUGCGGGGGCGCGCACGUCGUCUGUCAAGGCAGGACAUAUCGAGAUCAAGGAUGGUGAACACUUGAUUUUUGUCAACAACAUCUUCCCCCCCAAGCUACAAUGGUUGCUCCGGAUACCGCUGAGAGGUACUCGGUCCUUCGAAGAUGCACUGAAAAGGAUCGAUAGACCGCAUAUCGCAGCGUCGGACCCCGUGAGUAUUAUCAGACGGGCCUUGCCGGAAAAGCUGCCGCUAGAGAUCAAGGAUAUCGUGCCUCGGGUGCAUGAAGGGGGAGCGUUCGUCAAGUACUCGCAUGGCGCUGAGGUCGACAGCACCCAGGUGGAGGAUGCGAUCAGGGCCCAUCUGGCAGAGCAUCCCAUCCGGCCGUGGUUCAAUCCCUUCCAGUCUGUUGAAGCUGCUCGCGUUCUUGGCAGACCAUGGAUCGAAGAUCUCUAUCGGAUCCCCAGCCAGCGGCUCAAGAUCGAGUUCUUACCGACGACUCCGGAGUCGUCAGCCGCCGAGCUGACGCAGGAGACUCUGUACUCACUGCUGCGGCCGUAUGGGAAGCUGAAAACUAUCGAGAGACAGCCAUCUGAUUCUAAAGUCGUCCCCCGAUACGCUUAUGUGGAGUUCAGGCGGCCCAAGUAUGCGGUUAUGGCGCGCAACUGCCUGCAUGGGUUCGUCUUGCCGGAGACGGAUGGGGGUGGGAAAUCUGGAACAAAACUGAAACUCCAAUACGAACGUAAGAUCAAGCUGUCGAUGAUUAAUAACUGGCUGCUCAGUCAUCCGCGCAUUGUCCUCCCCAUCCUCGCCGCCAUUGUCGCCACCAUCACCGUCAUCAUCUUCGACCCCAUUCGCACGUUCUUUAUCAGGCUGAAGAUCAAGGCCAGCGCACAGUCGGAAGGAAAUGCCAUCCUCCGGUGGGUCCAGAAACAGAUGAGCAAAGCCAGCUUCCGUUUUGGGCAUCAUGGAAAAAGCGAAGUCCGCGGUCUCAUGGCCAUCUGGGAGAACCUUCAAACAGAGAUCUCUCAAUUGCAGGCGUGGUUGACAGAAAACGUCGAAACAUUUAUAGUUGUUCAGGGACCGCGGGGGUCUGGAAAGCGUGAGCUAGUGCUAGAUCAGACGCUCAAGGACCGCAAGUACAAGAUCGUGAUCGAUUGCAAGCAGAUCCAGGAUGCAAGAGGAGACGCUGCCAAAAUUACCAAGGCGGCAGCCCAGGUCGGUUAUCGCCCGGUUUUCUCCUGGAUGAACAGUAUCAGCAGCUUCAUCGACCUUGCCGCGCAGGGCAUGAUUGGAACCAAGGCCGGUUUCUCGGAGACACUGGAUGUCCAGCUCAGCAAGAUCUGGCAGAGCACCGCCACUGCUCUCAAACAAGUUGCUCUCGAGGACCAUAAAAAGGACGAGAAAGGAGCGCACCUGACCGAGGAAGAGUAUCUCGACUCACACCCGGAAAAGCGCCCCGUCGUUGUUAUCGACAACUAUCUCCACAAUGCAAGCGAGGACGACGUCGUUUACGCCAAGAUCACCGAGUGGGCAGCGGGUUUGACAGCUGGGAACAUCGCUCACGUCAUUUUCCUGACCACCGAUAUAUCGUUUGCGAAGCCACUCAGCAAGGCGCUGCCGAACCAGGUCUUCCGCAGCAUCUCACUGGGUGACUGCUCGCUUGAUGUUGGGAGGCGGUUCGUGCUCAAUCAUCUGGAACGUGAGAUAGCAGACGAGAGCCCGGACCCGCAGGAUUCCAGCAAACUGGAAGAUCUUGAUGCCUGUAUUGAAGCCCUAGGUGGGCGUGUGACUGAUCUUGAAUUCAUGGCGCAGCGUAUCAAAGUGGGCGACACGCCUCGAGGCGCUGUCAACCGAAUCAUCGACCAAUCUGCCUCGGAGAUUUUGAAAUCGUUCAUCCUUGACACCGCGGCCGAUAACUCCCAACAUCAGUGGACGCGAGAGCAGGUCUGGCAUCUGAUCAAGGCUCUUGCUCACACCAAAUCCGGAGUCAUGUCCUAUAAUCAGAUCAUUCUCUCUGAUCUAUUCAAGGAUAACGGUGAAGGUACCCUCCGUAGCCUGGAGCAAGCCGAACUCAUCAGCAUCAUCUCUGUCGACGGUUCCCCGCGUUGGAUCAAACCAGGCAAACCGAUCUUCCAAGCCGUCUUCCAGCGGCUGACCGAGAACAAAGCGCUAAGCACGCGAUUGGACCUGGCCAUCCUCGCACAGCUCAUCAGCAAGCAGAACAAGAGCAUCGCGACGUACGAGGAGGAACUCAAGCUGCUCGGUCAGCUGCCAAAACAGCCCCGGGAGCUGCAAUUGCGGAUUCAAUGGUUGUUAAACAAGGUCUACGCUGCCCAGAAUAAGAUCGCGAAGUAUGAGGAUGAGGGUUCUGGAUUGGAGAAAACUGCCGUGGCCGUUGUGGUCUUCUCGUGCAUCGCAACCCGCAUCCUCUCCGGCUUGCAGAGCAGGUCGACAACAGUACAGACGGGGAAUAAUGACGAUACUCGAAACGUGUCAGUCGCUCCGUACUGGAUUCCAUGGGUUGGUCAUGCACCUUUCGUUGCCUGGAAUCCUUUAUAUUUCAUUUCGAGGACAUGGCGCUCAGUAAAAGAACCCGUGUUUGGGUUAUAUAUGGGUGGUGUCAAGCAGAACGUGGUUCUGUCACCGCCAAUGAUCGACUCUGUUCUGCUCUCUCGAGACGUCUCCAGCGAUUCAACGACGAAGUAUAUCCUGGAGAAAGUCUUCGGGGACCGUGGCACGCAGCGGCGGCUGAAGCCCGAGGAUUCGCAUGCCAUCCACCAAAAGAUUCCUAGCCAGUUCAUGCGAGAGCCAUUCCUCUCCGAUGCGUCAACGUCGCUGGUUCGUCUGAUCGAACGGGAGACGCCGAAUCUGGUAGGGUUCUGCCAGAGUAUGGUCGACCAGGCUAUCUGGGAGCGAUGCAGUCAAGUAAUUGUCCCGGACGAUGCGGCGGAUUCGCUGGUCUGCGAAGCUAAUAUGUUCUCUCUCGUCCGAAAUUUUGUCGGCCACCUUACCUCGACCGUUUUCAUGGGCCAGGCAUUUGUCGAGACCUUCCCGGGAUUUCUUGGGGAUCUCUGGACGUUAGACAACCAUGCGGUCGCCCUCUCGAUGGGAGUGCCCUUCUGGAUUCCGCUGCCGGGCGUGUCGGGCGCGUUUACGGCUCGUGAGCGCCUGCUUCGCUCUCUGACUUCGUUUCACCAGGCGUUUAUCCAAUGGGACGACGGGAGAAACCCGGGAUUCGAACUGAGUGACUUGGACGACGUCUCAGAGCCGAUCAAGGAGCGUAUCCGGGCGUUCAGAGACCUGGGUCUCAGCCCCCGCGAAAGCGCCCCGGCACACUUGUCUCUGCUGUGGGCGAUGAACGCCAAUAUCGCGCCCAUGGUAUUCUGGACCUUGUUGCGGAUCUUGGCCGACCCGGACCUUUUCGUCCAGAUCAGAGAGGAGGUGGCGCCGUUUGCCAAGGCUUCUCGUCUCACUCGCGAAGAAACGGGGUUUCCCUUCCAGGAACCGCCUCGGAUUUCUAUCGAUCUGGACGCGCUACUUAGCUCCUGUCCCUUGCUCCGGGCUAGUUGCUACGAGGCUCUCCGGCUCGACUGUGCUCCGCUCUCGUUCCGCGAGCUCACGGCGGAUGUUACCAUCAGGGAACCCGAAGAGGACGCCUUCAUGAACUGUUCGCCGCAGGGGCCUCGCCAGUACCGACUCCCGAAGGGAGAGUACGUCAUUAUCCCACAUGGCGUGCACCAGAACGAUAGCGCCUACUUUGCUGAUCCAACAAAGUACGACCCGUCGCGCUUCAUCGUUACCGAUCCCGAUACCCAGGAAAAGAAGGCGGACCCGCGCACCGUCCGCCCUUUCAGCGGCGGCGUAUUGAAUUUCAAACUUCAGCAGUUCUCAGAGCGGGAGCUGCUGGCGUUUGUCGCUGCGAUUCUUCUAAUGUGGGAUAUUGAGCCCGUGGGUGGGAAGAAAUGGGCCAUCCCAGGCCAUAAGGUGGCUACUGGUGCAUUUCUUCCGAGUAGAGAGAUUCGAGUCAGGAUAAAAUCAAGAGUGUAGACUUAGUUCACUUUUAAGUACGGGAAGAUUUAAAGAUAACCAUCUAGUGAGAUUCUAUUUAUUUGUAUCUAUACUAAAGUAGAGUAGUUAAGUCAGAAUUCGUAAUUGUCU
Molecule: messenger RNA, 4176 nt
Organism: Penicilliopsis zonata CBS 506.65
Lineage: Eukaryota; Fungi; Ascomycota; Eurotiomycetes; Eurotiales; Aspergillaceae
Exons: 6
Coding region: 1-4065 (1354 amino acids)
Cellular component (GO): mitochondrial inner membrane
Molecular function (GO): heme binding; iron ion binding; monooxygenase activity
Source: RefSeq, a predicted model, not a curated record